Messenger RNA from Toxotes jaculatrix (banded archerfish), 796 nucleotides. RefSeq names its product S100 calcium binding protein T (gene s100t). The coding region runs from base 81 to 407 and encodes 108 amino acids. The transcript is spliced from 3 exons. Gene Ontology annotation, molecular function: calcium ion binding; transition metal ion binding. The record is from RefSeq and is a predicted model, not a curated record. Lineage: Eukaryota; Metazoa; Chordata; Actinopteri; Toxotidae.
CCUCCUCGUCCUCCUCAUCAUUGCUAUCGUCUUCUCACUCUGCACCUGACCAGCAGGCCAGCACUCGCCCUCCACUCAGAAUGUCUUUGCCCAACUCAGAGAACGCCUCCACCCUGGAGAAUGCCAUGCAGCUCAUGAUCCAGACCUUCCAUAAGUACUCUGGAAAUGAGGGGGACAAAUAUACACUGAGCAGGGCUGAGCUCAAAGAGAUGCUCACCGCAGAGCUUGGCAACUACCUUGGAAAUGCCCAGGAUAAGGAGGCAGUGGAUAAGGUUAUGGGAGAUCUGGAUUCCAACAAUGACGGGGAGGUAGAUUUUACCGAGUUCAUCAUACUGGUCGGCGCACUUACUGUAGCAUGCAACGACUUCUUCCUGGAGUACAACGACAAGCCAGAGAAGAAGAAGUGAAUGUCCUUGGCACAGAGGUGCUGACUCUGCAAGCCACAAGGUCCAGGGAGGAAACAAUUUAGCAAUAAGCAAUAAAAAGGAAGUUGCCAGCCUCCAAAUUAGAAAGCCAGGGGAGAUGAACAUCUUGAUAUGGACUUCAUGUGCACAAAUACACACACAAACACAUCUAAUAGUCACUCAAGAAGUAAAUGGUGGGUGUUUGUGUAUUUGUCUGGAAUGUCCUAUCAAUUCAUUAAAAACUGUACUUACUGAAAUGUGAAAAUCUGGAGAGUUUAAGUCAGUUUCAACACCUGUCAUUGUUGAAGAUGUGAACAUACCUCUCUUUCUUUCUCUUUUCAUGCAUUUUGUAACACUUUCAAACCAAGGAAUGCCCCCCUGGAAAGAAUAAA